Molecule: messenger RNA, 636 nt
Organism: Pieris macdunnoughi
Lineage: Eukaryota; Metazoa; Arthropoda; Insecta; Lepidoptera; Pieridae
Source: the annotation of a GenBank genome assembly
AUGGCAAAAACUUACGACUAUUUAUUCAAAUUGCUGUUAAUAGGCGAUUCUGGAGUGGGGAAAACAUCUAUUUUGUUUAGAUUUUCAGAGGAUGCCUUUAAUAUAUCAUUUAUAUCCACUAUUGGCAUUGACUUCAAGAUACGAACAAUAGACCUCGACGGCAAAAAAGUUAAAUUACAAAUAUGGGACACAGCCGGUCAAGAAAGAUUUCGCACUAUAACAACAGCCUACUAUCGAGGUUCUAUGGGAAUAAUGCUUGUUUAUGAUGUAACUAAUGAAAAGAGCUUUGAAAACAUUAAGAAUUGGAUAAGGAAUAUUGAAGAGAAUGCAAGUGCUGAUGUUGAGAAAAUGAUUCUUGGUAACAAAUGUGACUUGGACUCUAAGAGACAGGUAUCAAAAGAACGAGGAGAACAGUUAGCAGUAGAGUAUCAAAUCAAAUUUGUAGAAACAUCUGCCAAGGAUUCUUUAAAUGUUGAAUAUGCAUUCUAUACACUAGCAAGGGAUAUCAAAGCUAAGAUGGAAAAGAAACAGGAGGCGAGUAACCCACCAGGCGCCCGUGGAGGCACACACCAGUUGAAGGCCAAUGAUCAACAGCGCAAACCGCCCUCAUGGUUGUCUCGCUGUUCCAUCCUCUGA